CUCUUUUAUUGUUUUUUUUAUUGUUUUCAGAUCAUUUUGAUCCUACAGGGGAGUCUUACGAAUAUGCGGACUUUCAGAGGUCAAUUCUAGCUAUUUGUCAUUCAUUAGUGUUUUGUGAUGAACAAUUUCAAGCACAUGGUGUGAAUUUUCUAAUGGACUAUGGAUCCGUCACUAUGAAACAUAUCACGUUUGGCGGAUCGGAAAAUAUGCGUAAAAGAUCGCAGCAUUUCCAGAAAGCCUUGCCCGUGUCAAUCAAACAAUUUCAUCAUUAUAACACAGGUCCGAUAUUUAAUGUGUUGUUACAUAUAUUGAGACCUGCACUCCCCGAAAAAAUGAGGAUACGGGUAUUUAUGCAUGGACACAGUAUGGUUUCAGUGUACAAGACAAUCGAUAUGUCGUUAUUGCCCGAGGAAUAUUUACCCGACGAUUUUGACGGGAAAUGUGCCGGAAGUAUCGAACACAUCACUGAACAAAACAUCCAGAAAUUGAUAUUAGAACCAAGCCGACGUGCUUUUAUUAAGGAUCUUUGGAGUGGAAAUUAUUAUGCUGACCUUUCCAAAAAGCCAGACACUACAUUAAAAUCUCGAGUAGAUGGAGUCUACGGGUCUUUUAGGAGAAUUGAACCUGUGUAAAAGAACAACGUCUUACCAUGACAACCCUUACAAAAGUUUGUGUUAUGACGUAUGCGCAUCAGUGGCAGUGAUUUAAUAUUGGUUAGUGUUGAUUAAGUGAUGGUAAAAUAUCUACACUACAUAUAGAUAGGAUAAUAUGUGUGUAAUUAUGAUGAUUUGAGCCGUGCCACGACAAAGCAAACAUAAUGGAUUUGCGACCAGCAUGGAUCCAGACCAGCCUGCGCGAUCAGGACCCAUGCUGUUCGCUUACAAACCCUAUAACAAGUAGAGAAACUGAUAGCGAACAGCGUGGAUUCUGAUCAGACUGCGCGGAUGCGCAGGCUGGUCUGGAUCCAUGCUGGUCUCAAACCCAUUAUGUUGGUUUUGUCAUGACGCGGCUCAUUUGUAAUAUUAAGUCUUCAUGUGUGAUGAAAAUAUUUGCGAACUUACAUUUCAUGGGGAAUCAAGUCUGAUACCAUUAUUCUCUUAUAUAAAGACUAAUGAGGGUGAAUAGAGGGGAAAAAACAAUACAGUUAUUCCAAACAUGCUUCGCUUUAAUAAGCUUCGUCAGCUUAUAUGAUAAAUAACAAGGGAAAAGACGUUAAAGUACCAAACAGACUAUUUAAAAUUUUUAGUUCUUUUUAAAACUGAAACAAACAAUUCUCUUUAAUGCUAAUGCACUUAAUUAUAAUCGUUUCCUAAAAUAAAGGGUUGUAAAUUGGGGUGAUCCCUGGUCGGGGGCGGCGUCCAGGGAACUUUCAUCUUUGUUCUACAUGCAUGGAUUUAUUUCAACUUUAUUUGACACAAAUGUUCACCACUAUGAGGCAUUAUGUUGCGCACAUAAAAUAGGGAUCACUUUUAAAGGAAAUCGCAUGUCUGAAACAAAUUCCGCAUGAAUUGAGAGAUUUUAAUAAAAAAAAACAUGGCACUAAUUUUUAGCAUUGUAAGCCAGUGUGUUGCAACCAAAAUUCAGGUCCCUGCGGCCAAGAUCAAGGUUACACUUAGAGGCCAAUGUCUGAAAAUUUAAUAGUCUUGAAUUAAGUGAUAAUAUGUGAAAUACAGGGCGCAUAAUUAUUCACUGAACAGGUUUUCCUCACAAUAAGAAGUUGUGUCUCUAGAUCCAAGGUCAAUGUUACACCUAAAGUCCAAGGUCAAUGUUACACCUAGAGUCCAAGGUCAAUGUUACACCUAGAGUUUAGAAGAAAAUGUUUGUCCACGGCAAAACUUCUAAAAACAUAGAGAAAGUCUUAUAUUAAGAUGCACAAAUUUUAAACAUUGGCAUACUUCAGGUCAAGGUCAUAUAGGAUGUUAUCAAGUCCCAUGAAUGUUUGGAUUUCAAUGUAAAUAUUCAUUAAUAAGAAAUACGUCAUUUGUGACGGGCAUAUUUUGUGACAAAUUGUCACUCUUGUUUAAAUAUUAUAUACAUGAACUCAAUUUCGCGCACAGAUCAUAAUCAUGAUUAUAUUCAUAUCAAUUUACCAUAUCACUAAUUAAUUUAUGUGAAGUUUAUGUAAUGGAUAAUUUAUACAAAGUUUCAAAGUGAAUGAAAUGGUCUAGUUAAAUGCUAAAUGCUAAUUAAUUAAUACCUUUCAAGUUAUCAUACAAUACAUUAUUGUAUGACUAUAAAUAAACCACAUAUAACAAUGUUUAUACUAGAGCAAAGGAUUUUUAAACCAAAGUGACGAAAGGAAAGUAGUGAAUAUUGCUUUACCGGUGACUAAAUGCACGUGCUUUACAACAUUUUAAAUACACACAUUUUUAUAGUUUCACAGAUUAAAGCCCGAUAAAAUCAUGUCUAUGUAAACAUAUGUACCGCUAUUGUUUUUGUUAGUUUUACAAUGUAUCAAGUAUCUAAUAUUUUAUAUUUUUAAUAUCUACAGGUUAAUUCCACGGUAUUUAUUUACAUGUUUUAAUAAAUUGUCUUUAUUUUAUCAUGAA
This is a messenger RNA of Ruditapes philippinarum (Manila clam), 2549 nucleotides long. RefSeq names its product alpha-tocopherol transfer protein-like. The transcript has 4 exons. The coding region runs from base 153 to 632 and encodes 159 amino acids. Gene Ontology annotation, molecular function: phosphatidylinositol bisphosphate binding. Gene Ontology annotation, cellular component: membrane. The record is from RefSeq and is a predicted model, not a curated record. Lineage: Eukaryota; Metazoa; Mollusca; Bivalvia; Venerida; Veneridae.